Messenger RNA from Aspergillus bombycis, 2376 nucleotides. Its product is annotated as potassium transporter. The coding region runs from base 1 to 2376 and encodes 791 amino acids. Gene Ontology annotation, cellular component: membrane. The record is from RefSeq and is a predicted model, not a curated record. Gene Ontology annotation, molecular function: potassium ion transmembrane transporter activity. Gene Ontology annotation, biological process: potassium ion transmembrane transport. The transcript is spliced from 5 exons. NCBI's taxonomy places the organism in Eukaryota, Fungi, Ascomycota, Eurotiomycetes, Eurotiales, Aspergillaceae.
AUGGACGAGAACCGAGAUUUCGAAAAAGGCGCUAUAGUACAGAAGAGUCUGGAGAAUGAUACGCAGCAACCACACGAUGACAUUUACAAUGUCCGGCCUUGGAAUACUCCUUUGGAUAGACUCCAGAGUGCAGUAAGCACACUGGGUGAGGCAGAUGAGGAUCCCGGGCUACGCAGGCCGGGAGAUUACAAACAACCUCAGGUGUUCGGAGGAAGGAUGCUUCUCUGGCUCGCCUAUCAAUCGAUUGGUGUUAUAUACGGUGACAUUGGUACCAGUCCUCUUUAUGUUUACUCGUCAACAUUCAGUGAGCCACCGUCCCGGCAAGACCUCAUCGGGGUCCUCUCCAUAAUUAUCUGGAGCUUGUUCAUGAUGGUGACGGUCAAGUAUGUCUUGGUUAUUCUUCGAGCAGAUAAUGAUGGCGAAGGAGGCACAUUUAGCACAUAUUCCUUGCUGAGUCGUUAUAUGAACAUUACCCACCGUGACCCAAGAGAGGCUUCUCUUGUCCAAAUGAAAAGGCACUUGACAGAUGAACUUGAACUAACAAGCAGGCAUGUGCGCCAUCGACUUGAGUCAAGCAGCGUUGCAAAACGCCUCCUCAAAGUCAUGGGAGUAUUGGCAGUUACCAUGGUCAUUGCAGAUGGCCUCCUUACACCAGCUCAAUCGGUGCUAGGUGCCGUCCAAGGGAUUGAAGUAGUAUCGCCCAACAUUUCGAAAGGCACCAUUAUAGGAGUUACCGAUGCUAUUCUGAUAGUUCUGUUUCUAAUUCAGCCGCUUGGCAUUACCAAGCUUACAUUUGCUUUUGCGCCCAUUGUCAUCAUAUGGCUCGGCUUCAACGCUGCUUUUGGCAUAUACAACCUUGCAAAUUACGACGCCGGUGUCUUCAUAGCAUUCAACCCUGGGCAUGCCUUCAGUUUCCUGGCCCGGCAUGGCGAGGAGGGUUGGAGGAUGCUUAGUGGAACGUUACUCGCUUUCACUGGUGUUGAGGCUCUCUUCGCAGACAUUGGAGCCUUUAGCAGAAGAGCCAUACAGAUCAGCUGGCUAGGCUGCGCCUUUCCAUGCUUACUCUUGGCUUAUAUCGGACAAGCAGCCUAUAUUAGUGUACAUCCGGAAGCAUAUUCGAAUCCAUUUUUUAAAGCUGCACCACCGGGCACUAUCUAUCCUGCGUUAGUUAUUGCAAUCCUAGCUGCUGUCGUUGCCUCUCAGGCCAUUAUAACGGCAACCUUUCAGCUCCUCACGCAAGUGAUGAAACUGUCAUACUUUCCGCAAAUCAAAGUCAUCCAUACCUCUGACAUCUUUCAUGGCCAGCUUUACAUUCCGAUAGCGAAUUGGCUUCUUAUGGUUGGUACAAUACUUAUAGCUUCCAUCUACAACAACACGACAUCUCUGGGUAAUGCAUACGGUGUCUGCGUCAUGUUUGUCACGUUUUUCGAUACAUGCAUGGUCUCGUUAGCGGCUAUGUUUGUGUGGCGUAUUAGUCCAUUUAUCGUGCUAUUGCCCUGGCUCAUAAUUGCCUGUCUGGACGGUGCUUAUCUCUCUUCUGUUCUCAUGAAAGUCCCCACUGGUGCCUGGUUCACCCUCGCACUUGCUACAGUGUUAGCCAUCCUAUUUCUCAUAUGGAGAUUUGGAAAAGAACAGCAAUGGUUUGCCGAGGCUGAAGAUCGCUUUCCCACCUCACACUUUGUCUCCAAAGAUCCAGAUGGACAAAUACGCCUCACGGAUAGAUAUGGAGGUAACCCCCUGAGUAUAGCAAAAGGCCUCGGGAUCUUUUUUGACAAAGCAGGGGAGACCACCCCAAUCGUGUUCAGUCAGUUUAUUCUGAAGCUUACUACCAUGCCUGCUGUGAUAAUCUUCUUUCAUCUACGCCCGAUCGAGACACCGUCAGUGCUAGCUGAAGAUCGCUAUACUGUUUCCAGACUUGCAAUUCCUAAUUGCUACCGUCUUGUUGUUCGCUAUGGCUACAAUGACGAGAUCAUCACACCUGAUUUGGCAAGCACCAUCACUCAGCAGGUCCGCAGGUACUUGACUGCGAGAGCUUGUGAUCAAGCCGAUCCAUCCACGUGCACACCUGACACAAUCACAAACAAGAGUCAUGCUAGCUCUGUACAGCGGUCUACAACAUCUGCAACAGGGGAGUCUUCCACAGUGGACGGAGGGCGAUAUGAUACCUCCUUGGCAAAUCUCGAAGACGCGUACAGCCAUGGGGUCAUUUAUAUCACCGGUAAGGAGCAGAUGAGGAUCAAGAAGAGUAAGAAUUACUUUCGGAGAAUAGUCUUAUGGAUCUUUUUGUGGAUCCGUGAAAAUACAAGGGCGAAAAUUGCAUCUCUUGGACUAGAAACGGAUAAGGUUAUUGAAGUUGGCUUUCUCAAAGAUAUAUAG